Molecule: messenger RNA, 1052 nt
Organism: Tupaia belangeri chinensis (Chinese tree shrew)
Lineage: Eukaryota; Metazoa; Chordata; Mammalia; Scandentia; Tupaiidae
Product: olfactory receptor 6C2-like
Exons: 2
Biological process (GO): G protein-coupled receptor signaling pathway
Cellular component (GO): membrane
Molecular function (GO): olfactory receptor activity; G protein-coupled receptor activity
Source: RefSeq, a predicted model, not a curated record
AUGAAAAAUCACACAACACUAACCAGAUUCAUCCUCCUGGGACUGACAGAUGACCCUCAACUACAGAUUCUGAUUUUUAUAUUUCUCCUUAUCACCUACAUGUUGAGUAUAAGUGGAAACCUGAGCAUCAUCCUCCUUACAUUAGUAGAUUCUCACCUUAGAACUGCCAUGUAUUUUUUUCUCCAAAAUUUCUCGUUCUUAGAAAUCUCAUUCACCUCUGCCUGUAUUCCUAUAUUUCUGUAUAGUCUAUCAACAGGAGACAGGGCAAUUACCUACAAUUCUUGUGCAUGCCAACUCUUUUUUACAUAUCUGUUUGGAAUAACGGAAUUUUUUCUCCUGGCCACCAUGUCCUAUGAUCGCUACGUAGCCAUCUGCAAACCCCUGCAUUACAUGACCAUCAUGAACCACAGGGUCUGUCAAAGACUUAUCUUCUGCUGUUGGUUGAUUACUUUGUUGCUCAUCCUUCCACCACUUAGCUUAGUUUUAAAACUCGAAUUCUGUAACUCUAAUAUCAUUGACCACUUUGUCUGUGAUACCAACGCUCUCUUGAAGAUCUCAUGCUCAGAUACAUGGUUCAUAGAACAAAUGGUGGUUGUCUGCUCUGCACUGAUACUUUUCAUGACUCUGGUGUGUGUGGUUUUGUCCUACACAUAUAUCAUCAGAACAAUUCUAAGAUUCCCCUCUGCUCAACAAAGGACAAAAGCCUUUUCCACAUGUUCUUCCCACAUUAUUGUGGUUUCUAUCACCUAUGGCAGCUGCAUCUUUGUUUAUAUCAAACCUUCAGCAAAAGAUGAAAUGACCAUCAAUAAGGGGGUGUCAAUACUCAUUACUUCCAUUUCCCCCAUGUUAAAUCCAUUUAUUUAUACUCUGAGGAACAAGCAAGUAAAACAAGCUUUUAAUGACUUAGUCAAAAGAUUUAUAUUGCUCUCUUCUACAAAUAAGAACUUGCUGAAUAUGUUUCUGGUCCUGACUUAUAUUCUUAACAUAAAACAGCAUUUUCACAGGGGAUCAUUCUCUGACCUCAUAUCAUUACUCCACCACCAAUAUUACCA